AUGGGCCUUGUAAGGUACAUAGCCAAUUCUGCCAAGUGUAACAGAGCAUGGCACGCAAGUGUGUGGGUGUGUAGGUGUUAUGAAGGCUACGUCGGUGAAUUCUGCGAGUGUGAGCUUUCAGACGGGAGAGUGUUACCAUUAAUGAAACGAGAUGUUACGACUAGCACCUCACCAAAGUGUAGCGGUCGAGGCGAGUGUAUUGUAGUAGUGUGUAACAAGAACACAGAUAAUUCUAAGGUAAGACUGUUGGCAUCGUCGUUAAGGGUAGUUUAUGGUUUGGCCGUGUGUAACAAGAACACAGAUAAUUCUAAGAUAAUCUCGGGGACACAUUGCCAGUGUACCAAUUACGAAGGCUGCCAAGGGGCCAAUAGCCUCAUGUGCUCUGACCACGGGGAAUGUAAAUGUGAUAAGUGUAACUGUGUUGAAGGCUGGACUGGUGAAUUCUGUGACUGUGAGAAUGCCACUCACAACUGUAGACAGACUGAAAACCAAGAAAUCUGUUCAAGCCACGGCAGGUGUGGAUGCAACAGGUGUGUGUGUGACGCUACCUACCUCGGCAAGUUUUGUGAGGACUGUACGAACUGUGCAGGCAAGUGUGUGGAAUACAAGUCAUGUGUGCAGUGUCAGGUGUUCCAGACGGGAGAACUCUCACCGGAAGAAUGCCUGACCAACUGUACAGAUUUUAACUCAACUAAAGUGAUAUCCAUUGAAGAUGUUGAAGGACAGUUAUGUGCCUUCGCUCAAGACGAUAACUGUAGAUUUUUCUUCCGGUUUGCUCUCAACAGCGCUGGACUGCUGGGGGUCUGGGUACAAGAGGAACUCGAGUGUACCAACCCUGUUAGUCUGAAAUGUAAGAUAUAA
Homarus americanus (American lobster) is the source of this 861-nucleotide messenger RNA. Its product is annotated as integrin beta-1-like. The record is from RefSeq and is a predicted model, not a curated record. Gene Ontology annotation, biological process: cell-matrix adhesion; cell migration; cell adhesion mediated by integrin. Gene Ontology annotation, molecular function: integrin binding. The coding region runs from base 1 to 861 and encodes 286 amino acids. Gene Ontology annotation, cellular component: cell surface; integrin complex; focal adhesion. The transcript has 6 exons. Lineage: Eukaryota; Metazoa; Arthropoda; Malacostraca; Decapoda; Nephropidae.